CUCUUCCGUCCUCGUACCCUCAUACCACCAACCCCUCAACCUUCUUCAUCAUGGUGAAUAUCACAAAGGAUUCAUGAGCGAGCAGCCCACCUCGCGGCGGCACAGCUAGCAAUGGCAGUGGUGGCAGCGCCGAAGUCGAGGGCGCAUUGACUCUGGAAGUCUAGGGAGGAGGAGGAGGUCCUCGAAACUCCUCGUCCUCGUCCUCGUCCUUAUUGUCAACCUCAGCGCAUCGUCGUUACUGGGGGGCGGCUGGGGCGCUACUAUCGAACUCCCUGAAGCCAUCACUCUGUUGAUGUGCGUGCAGGUAUUUUGAUCGCAUCGUCUCAGCCGCCCUCGAGGAAUCGGAGACGAAGAGGCGCUGCUGCCACCCGCUGCAUGCUACACCUCCUUUCGCUCCGUAGAACGUUGUCGCUGAUUUGUAUCGGUCUCUUUGGUCCCUCUCUCUCACAGCCCAAGCAAAUCACCGACAUCAAGUCGUUCCUCGAGAUCGCCCGCAGGAAGGACGCCACCUCCGCCCGCGUCAAGAAGACGCCCAAGAAGGUCGGCUCCGGCUACGUGACCAAGUUCAAGGUCCGUUGCUCCCGCUACCUCUACACCCUCGUCGUCGACGACGCCGAGAAGGCAGCUAAGCUCCAGCAGUCGCUUCCUCCUACUCUUAACGUCACCGUCCUUGACGCUAAGAAGAAGACGAGCAAGAAGUAAGCGCGCCCGAAUCGAUUUCGAUCUUGGCGGCUGCCAUUUUCGCGUUUCGUUCUCUGUACUACAACCCACACUUCGUUGCGCUUCGGCCAACGAUCUUCUCGUCAUCAUGGCGCUCCGCCGGGCUCAC
Jaminaea rosea is the source of this 829-nucleotide messenger RNA. RefSeq lists its product as hypothetical. The record is from RefSeq and is a predicted model, not a curated record. The coding region runs from base 376 to 702 and encodes 108 amino acids. Gene Ontology annotation, molecular function: structural constituent of ribosome. Gene Ontology annotation, biological process: translation; protein-RNA complex assembly. Gene Ontology annotation, cellular component: cytosolic large ribosomal subunit; ribosome. The transcript has 2 exons. NCBI's taxonomy places the organism in Eukaryota, Fungi, Basidiomycota, Exobasidiomycetes, Microstromatales.